Pseudovirgaria hyperparasitica is the source of this 2292-nucleotide messenger RNA. Its product is annotated as alpha/beta-hydrolase. The record is from RefSeq and is a predicted model, not a curated record. NCBI's taxonomy places the organism in Eukaryota, Fungi, Ascomycota, Dothideomycetes, Acrospermales, Acrospermaceae. The coding region runs from base 369 to 2123 and encodes 584 amino acids. The transcript is spliced from 2 exons.
CUUUUCUAGCUUGGAGUGGCGCGCUUUGCGAGGCGGAGUGGACGUACGGGCUGAAUAGGCCGGAUCAUUUACUUUGGGCGGGUGUAGCCGGGGGGUUAUUGUGAUGACUCCGCCUGGUACCUCCGCAGUGCAUACAGUGGUCGGCUUGGUACGGUGUGUGUCGUACGCGUAUAAGCUGCCUAGUGUUAUGACAUUGUUUUGGGGAAUUGGUAGCUUGGGGGGAUUGCUCGUUAUGGGUAGCUUGGGAUGGACGCAUGUAUUGGUCUUGUGAAGUAUAAAAGGCGGCAUUCUGCACACGGGAUGCCAGUGCCAUCUUACACCCAGAACGCUAUUCCAAUACGUUACACAGUUCCAGUCUCUAAUACGGGAUGCUUCUUCAAACUCUCCUCCCCCUCGCUCCCCUAGGCGCACUCGCAUACUCCUCUCUCCAAACACAAACCAACCCCCUAUCCAAGCGCGACGACGAGUUUAACUGGACCUCAAUCCACCCAACUCCCGACCUCCAAUACCACGAUUGCUACACCACAUUCAAGUGCGCACGUCUACAAGUACCCCUCGACUGGUCCCUCGAUGCGCCCACAAACCUAACGACCAACACCUCCUUCGCCAUCGCAAUCGUAACCCUCCCCGCAACCGUUCCAGCCACAGAUCCAAGCUUCGGCGGCACCAUCGUCACGAACCCAGGCGGGCCAGGAGGUUCAGGUACCGAUUUUGGGCUGUCGUCGAGCACUCGCUUGCAGCAGAUACUCGAGGGCGAGAAGCACUACGAGAUCCUAUCCUUUGACCCGCGUGGUGUGUAUCGGACUACGCCGACACUCGAUUGCUACGAGGGUGAUGUUGCUACUCGGCUCGUCGAGAUAUUGCAGACGCGUGGGGUUGGGCGGAUCGGGGAGGAGCCAGAUGGUGUGCGCGAUCGGUAUUUGAUGGCUCAGGCGGCGAGCAGGUUGUGUGAGGAGGUGACAGCGAAUGUGCUACCGCAUAUUUCGACGGCGAGUGUGGCGCGCGAUAUGGUUGAGAUUGUUGAUCGUGUGGAGGAGUUGCGGCGGACGGAGACUAAUAGGACGGCGACGGAGGUGCCGAGGUUGAAUUUGCUGGGGAUCAGUUAUGGGUCGGCGCUGGGCAUGACGUUCAGUGCCAUGUUCCCGGAGCGCGUCGGGAAGGUGAUGAUUGAUGGGAUCCUGGAUAUUGAUGACUAUACUAGUGGUGAAUGGAGGAAGAACCUCGACGAUGCCGAAGCCGUCCUAGAUGACUUCUAUCAAAACUGUUUCGACGCAAAUUGCACCCUACGCAAUCCAUCUGACAGCAACUGGACCGCAAUCCGCGACCGUGUGUCGGCGUUCCUUACAGAAUUCGAGCGAAACCCGGUGCCUGCUUUCAGAAACAAACAACCCACAGUCCUCACCUCUGACGACAUGCGCGACCAGAUGCUCCUCGCAUUGUACGGACCAAACGUCACAUCCGAAGGCUUGGCGCAAACCCUCUCAGAUACCAUCGAGGGGAACUACACAACACUUGCCACGGCCGUGCUAAUCUCAGACGAUGAACUCUUAGCCUCGCCAUAUCUCUGGAGCCGAGACGUGCGUACGGCUGUAGGAUUUGCCGACGCAGUGCCUGAAGCCGGGAACAAGACUCUCGAGCAACGACAAGCGGACGUCCAAUUCCUCACCGAGCAAGCCCCCACGUUGGCAGGCACCUUAUGGCCGGAUAUCACGAUCGCCAUGAGCGGACGUACAGUCCGUCCGCGAUACUCCUUCACUGGGCCAUACACAGUUCCUGUCGCGGAUCCUCACAAUGCUUCAACUCCGGCAGCGCCCCUAUUAUUCCUGUCGGCUCGUCUCGACCCCGUCACACCGUUGCGAAAUGCGCAGGCCAUGGCAGAGAGAUUUCCCGGAUCGAGCGUGAUGAUUCAGGAGUCGGCGGGACAUAGUGCUUUGUUCUCAUCGGAUAGUGAGUGCACGAAUGCCGUACUGCGAGAGUUCUUCGGGACGGGGAAAGUACCGGAGAUGAACUUUAGCUGUGAGGCUGAUUGUAAGCCAUUUGUGGGUUGUAAGACUGCAAAUGGGACUUUUGUCGGUGAAGACCUGCAAGUGCGCAGAGAACCAUUUCUACCGCGGAUGAUUUAGUCUUUCUCGGAGUUUGAGAUGUGUCUAACGGUGUUGAAAGAAGUUAUAUUGUAAGAUAGAAUCUCAUCUCAGGUCCCUGAAUAUAUUAUACUUAGACUCAAGCGAAGCACUGCAGUCGACAGCCGACAUAAGUGUUGUCGAGUUCUAAAAGUUUCUCGUAGUUAGAAAU